UCACUGUCGAAAUGGACCUGUUCUUGACUCAUAUUCUAUUCUCCACUCAUUCCCGCUUUCAUCCCAUCUCGUCCCCAACAUACUCAGUCAAUACUCCGCCAUCUCUCCCAUCUCUUCCUUCUCUCAUCUCUCCCAUCUUCCUCCUCUUCCCGCAAUCAAACCCACCAAACAACCAUUCCACUCCCCCAGCAUCCCCAGCACCAAUUGCAACCCCCGAUUCCUCAAACACAGCCCAACACUCCUUUACUACUUCUCUUCCCCACUUCCCUGUCCUCUCCCACGUCCUAGCAUCAUAUUUUCACACUCCGAAUAUUCAACACCUCCUUGGGUAUAUGUAUCGCAGUGGGCAAAAUUAAAGCAUGUUACGACGGG
This is a messenger RNA of Hyaloscypha bicolor E, 372 nucleotides long. RefSeq lists its product as uncharacterized. Lineage: Eukaryota; Fungi; Ascomycota; Leotiomycetes; Helotiales; Hyaloscyphaceae. The transcript has a single exon. The record is from RefSeq and is a predicted model, not a curated record. The coding region runs from base 12 to 356 and encodes 114 amino acids.